This is a messenger RNA of Diorhabda carinulata, 1999 nucleotides long. Its product is annotated as polypeptide N-acetylgalactosaminyltransferase 1-like. Gene Ontology annotation, cellular component: Golgi apparatus. The coding region runs from base 119 to 1927 and encodes 602 amino acids. The record is from RefSeq and is a predicted model, not a curated record. NCBI's taxonomy places the organism in Eukaryota, Metazoa, Arthropoda, Insecta, Coleoptera, Chrysomelidae. The transcript is spliced from 9 exons.
ACUUUUUUUUUCUCGAUUGUUGCACAAGGAAUGAGAGUGUGUAUAAGAUAAGGUAUUAUGUCUUAUGGUAAAGUUUUUAAUAUUAGAAAGUUAUUUAUUAUUAUUAUAAAGAUACAGCAUGCUUGCUGGAACUUUAAGAAGAGUUAAAAAACUGUGUCCCUCUAUACUAUUUGUAACAGUAACUGUUAUUUUAUUAUUAAAGAUAUAUUUUUAUAAAAAAGACAAUGAAAUGCAUCCGAAACACGUUAUAAAAAAAAAAGAUCAGGAAGAGUACGUAGACAAACAUGGUAUUAGAGUUGUGGUGGGUCAUUAUAGAGGGGAUACGUCACGCGUCGUACCUGCCGCUUCAAAUGAAACUAUCAAUCAAAAUAAUUUCAAUCCAUCCCCUAAUGCGGGGAAAAAUGGACAACCCCUGGUUAUCAAUAACAAAGAUUACGUAAAAACACAACAAUUGUACGAAAUAAAUCAAUUCAAUUUAUUAGUUAGUGAUCAAAUACCGUUAAAUAGAACGUUGCCAGAUUUUAGGAGAAAAAGAUGUAAUAAACUUUUUAACGAUUACAAAUCAUAUCCUAAAACUAGUAUUAUUAUCGUGUUUCACAACGAAGCGUGGUCAACUUUAUUGAGAACAGUUUGGAGCGUCAUCAAUAGAUCCCCAAAAGAAUUAAUCGAAGAAAUAAUAUUAGUAGAUGACGCCAGCGAACGAGCUUUUUUACGAAAGCCUUUAGAAGAUUAUAUCAAAUCGUUACCGAUAAGAGUAAUAAUAUUGAGAAGUGUCGAAAGGAUAGGCCUUAUAAAAGCUAGGUUAAAAGGAGCUAGAGCCGCAAAAGGGGAGGUACUAACUUUCCUAGACGCCCAUUGCGAAUGUACGGUCGGUUGGUUAGAGCCUCUUCUACAUGUCAUAAGUAAAGACAAAACGACCGUAAUCUGUCCCACCAUAGAUAUUAUUAAUCAUGAUACUUUCGCGUACGUUAAAAGUUUCGAAUUGCAUUGGGGUGCGUUCAACUGGAAUCUUCAAUUUAGAUGGUAUACUUUAGGGGGUGAGCAGAUGAAGCGAAGGCAGUACGACAUUACUCAGCCGUUUAAUUCCCCGGCAAUGGCCGGCGGUUUAUUCGCUAUGGAUAGAAACGCGUUUUUCGAAUUUGGCGCCUACGAUGAGGAUAUGAAUAUAUGGGGCGGGGAGAAUUUGGAAAUGUCGUUACGGAUAUGGCAGUGCGGAGGGAAAAUUCAAAUAUCUCCGUGUUCGAGAGUCGGACAUGUUUUCCGAAAAUCUUCUCCGUAUUCAUUUCCGGGGGGAUUGGAAAAGACUCUGUAUACGAAUUUGGCCAGAGUGGCGGUAGUGUGGUUGGACGAAUGGGCGGAUUUUUUUUUUAAAUUCAACGAACAGUCGAGGAAAGUGAAGGAGCAUCAGAACGUUAGUUCAAGGGUCGAUUUGAAAAAGAGAUUGAAGUGUAAAAAUUUUUCCUGGUAUUUGGAUAACGUUUGGCCGCAACAUUUUUUUCCGAAAGACGAUCGAUUUUUCGGAAAAAUAAAAAAUAUCGGCAAAAAUAUGUGCCUUUUGAAACCCGAUCAAAAAAAUUUCAUGAAUCAACCGAUGGGAAAAGCCACCCUUGACGUAUGUUUAGAUGAGAUCGAAAUAGAAAUGUUUAUCAUGACAAAAGAGGGUUACAUAAUGACGGACGAUUCCAUUUGUUUGGACGCACCAGAAAAACCAAAAAGUGGUUCGAUGAAAGUUCGAAUUGUCGCCUGUCAUUUUAUCAGUAGACAGAAGUGGGAAUACGAUAAAAAGACAAAAGAAAUACGACAUGUAACCAAUCAAAAAUGUCUGGAUGUGAAAACUUCCAUGGGAUCUGUUCAAGAAGUUCUUAUAAACGAUUGUGAUAAAAGGAAAACUCAACAAUGGAUUUUAGAAGAUGUAUCUUGGAAAUAAAUGCUUUCUUAAUAUUUAAAAAUGUUAUCUAUAUUUUUUUUAAUAAAAUGAUAUUUUUUGGUUUUUAUUUAA